Messenger RNA from Macrosteles quadrilineatus (aster leafhopper), 3732 nucleotides. RefSeq names its product transmembrane channel-like protein 5. The coding region runs from base 163 to 2415 and encodes 750 amino acids. The record is from RefSeq and is a predicted model, not a curated record. Lineage: Eukaryota; Metazoa; Arthropoda; Insecta; Hemiptera; Cicadellidae. Gene Ontology annotation, molecular function: mechanosensitive monoatomic ion channel activity. Gene Ontology annotation, cellular component: plasma membrane. The transcript has 15 exons.
CUUUAUUAUGUUCUUCUGGUUCUCUGAGUAAAGAUUAGAAUUAGCCAUCCUCAAAUAUUAUGGACUUAGAGUGGGCUAGUUAUUUUAAGAUUUUCCAGCGUAGUGUUUGGGAAUACUCAGAAAUGAUAUAAUCCAUUGUUACUUCAAGAAAAUAACACUGCAAUGGGGGAGUUGAGAAGAAAUAAGAGUCAAUUAGAAAUGAAUACAGGGCAUAGUUCAGACGAUUACGAACCUUUAACUUGCCUUCUCCGACCUCGAGCUCACUCUACAUCUCAUAUGGCUACUCUGCAGAUGCUCUCCGACCUACAAAAGGUCACAGGCCAAUCGUCAGAUAUAGAAGAAGACGAAGAGGGUGAAAAACACGCUGAUCAAAUUGCAAGUGAAAUUGAACAAAAUACAGAACUAAUGGAUGACACUCCAUUGGCUGAAAAGCUUCGGCUUGAAGCUCUGAGAGAAAUGCCCCAGAAUUUGACAGUAAAACGAACUGUCAAAGUGAAGCUCACAAACACAGUCAGUAUGAAGUCUAAGAGGAGACCAAUGAGUUGUUGGAAACUGUCCAAGUACAGAGUUUGCAUAUUCUUCAGCAGGCUUCAUUUGACAAUGCGAGAUGUAUUUUCAAGCUGGGAACUGUGGUAUUCGAGCUUGAAAGAGAUUGAAGGACAUUUCGGAAGUGGAGUGGCUGCUUAUUUUAAAUUUCUACGAUGGUUGUUUUUGAUGAACCUGUUUGUAUUUUUUAUCAGUUUAUGUUUCGUAGUGGUGCCCAACCUGAUCCAGCAUCGUGCUGCGGCUCAGAACAGGUCGUCAUCAUUAGUCGAGCUGCUCACCUCAGUGCGGCAGACCUCCGUUGAUGACAACUCGUUCGGUGUUGGCAACACUGAUAACAGAUCGGAUAAAGCUGUCUAUGUGCCUUUCAAAUUAGGAAACGUCUUCACUGGUGAAGGAUAUUUCACCAACUCGUCUCUUUACUACGGCUACUACACAAGUUUACGAGAGCUGGAUCCAAAGUUACAAUCAGGAUAUUCUGUUCCAAAAGCCUACUUUAUCACAGCGCUGUUGUCAUAUGCUGUAACGUUUAUCGUCAUAUCAGUUGGAAUGGCGAGCUCGUACCGCAAGAGCUUCAUAGAGACAGCCGGAGGUAUCAAGAAUAUCUACGCUCAUAAGGUGUUCUGCGGCUGGGACUUCAGCAUAGCCACAGAGAAAGCGGCUAAACUCAAGGCGGAGAGUCUUGCCAGGGAGCUAAAGGAACUAAUGGAGGACGACGCCAGAGCAGUGCUACUACAGUUGGACUGGUGGAAUGACUUGUAUGUCAAGAUAAAGCGUUGUCUGGUCUCCGCACUGUUCCUUGUACUGUCAGGAGCUACUGGAUGUCUGGUCUACGCUCUUCUCACUCACUCCUUCCUGGCUAAACUUAACUCUCAGGCGGGCGACGUCAUUGAGAUUGUUUUAGACGAGGAGACGUCGGUGAGCACAGCAGGAGAUUCUAUUGCAAUAUCAUUUGUCAUCACUUCAAUACUGAUACUGCUGCCCAUGCUCUUCUCAUACCUCGUCAGGUUUGAGGAGUACCAUAGGCCAAGAGUGUCGCUGUAUGUUACGAUGGUUCGUACCUUCUUGUUGGAGCUCAUAGUUGUGGCCGUGCUGGUGGUCUUCUGGCUACAGAGGCAGGACUUCCAUUUGUGUUGGGAGACGUCGCUAGGCCAGGAAGUGUAUAGGCUGGUGAUGACCGACCUGCUACUGGCUGUUCUGGCCACUACGCUGGCCGAGACUGUGCGAGCCAGGCUGGUCAGGCGGGUGUGGCCGUCGGUGGCCGCUCCUGCCUUCGACCUCUCCCGCAACACACUCAACCUCAUACACAACCAGACACUGUUCUGGGUCGGCUUCUUCUUCAGCCCGCUGCUCUCUAUGGUCAUGGUCAUCAAAAUGUUCCUCACGUUUUAUAUCAAAAAGUUUGGUGUUCUGAACAACUGUGAGCCAUCGUCCAGGUCUUGGAGAGCUUCACAGACGGAAACUUUAUUUUUGGUUUUCACUUUCAUCGCACUUCUCGGAGUUCUUGUGACCUAUGGCUAUAUCAUCACACGAGUGAACACAUCCGCCUGUGGUCCCUUCCAAGGUAAGACCUACAUGUAUGAGAAGAUCCUAGAGGAUGCCUUCCAAGUGGAGGAAGGAAAUGAGUUCUGGUACUUCCUCAUGUUCCUCACCAAACCUGGUGUGGUGGCGGGGGUGCUGCUGACUAUGUGUGCGGGAGUGUACUAUUUGCGAGCCCAAUCCAACGCCCAGAUGAAGAUGGUUGAGAUAUUGAGAGAAAUGCUCCAUGCAGAGUCUAGAGAUAAAGAGUAUCUGCUGGAGAAGCUGUCGUACUUCACUGGAGGACGCAAGAGUCAAAAGAGGCACUCUAGACUGAGCCAAAACACCACCUAGUCACUCGGAGCCUGCUGAUAGGUUAGUUGUAAACAAUGGUUAUAAUGAUGCUACAGUAAAGUAUUGGUUGCAGGAUGAUUUUGGUAAAACGUCAACAAAAGCUUUAUAUACUGUAAAUUGUGACUUCUCAUAACUAAUUUUGGUUCUUAUGUGGAUAAAAAAAAAAAAUGUUAAAGUACACUCACAUAAGGCUGUACUGUUUAUACAUAUUACUAUAUCACUAAAUUGUAAACCUUUUAAACAUCGGAUUGAUUACUUAACUUCAAACCCCUUACAAAUUAUUCUGAAUGACUCGAAUACAUCUUUUAUUUUCAGUAUCUCUAAUGGCUGUACUGAAUAAGAUUGAAUUGAACAAGAGUUAGAUCUAAACAUCUAAACUUUGUAUGUUCCAUUACAAAAAAUUAAAAAUAAAAUAAAACACACUUACAAUAAUGAGUUCAAGCAUGUUACAAAUUACAUACUGUAAACAAAUAUUGUUCUAAAAAAAUAACAGUGAGCGGUAAAAAUUAGUUGUCCUUCAGACUGUUGACGUUUUCUAUGAAGUAGCAAACAUUGAAAAUCCAACACUUUACUGUAGUUUAAUUAGUCACUACACUACCAUCAGAAGUACCAACACUUAAGUAGUUUUUACUCCAUGGCAUACUUAAGUCGAGAAGAAUGCUCAAAUACUUGCAACUUUGCUUAAGAUGUUUAUUUUUUAAUAUGAAAAUUAUAGUGAUUAUGGCUACUAUUUUUUAAAUAUAUAAAUACAUUAGGCCUAUAGAAAACUAAGUACCCUUAAAAUAUAUUUUGGAAUAAUAAACGGUAGAACAGCAGGUAAGCAAAUGCUGGUGCACAUACACUUAAUUCCAAUUACAACCAAUUUUUUCCAAUUAAGAAUAUACAUAAGACUCUUGCCCCCUAAGUUGCAAACACUGAAAUAAUUGAACUGGCACUUGUUUACACUACAAAAGUUAUGAUCUUUCUGGAAAAAACAUUAGAGAAACCAAACUGAAACAGGUUUUCUAAGCAAAGUUGCAACAUGUAAUAGAGGCCUAAGAACUCAUGAAUGUUACCAGUUACCGAUACAGAAGUAGGCAUAAAAUUUAUAUCUGUGAUAGGAAGUAACAAUGAGGUUGAAGAUGGAAACUGCCAAGUAUAUGUGAUAGAAAUAACUGGUGUAAAAAUAGUAAGGAUUGUUUUUUCAGAUUUUAUAAAUAUUUAUUUAUAGGUUUUUUGUUACAAACUAGUAAACAAUUUUAUUUUAUGUUGACAAUUUAGUAUUUAUUUGUGUUAAUAUGCAUGUUUAAUUAAUAAUUGUCUCCUGAUUUUCUAGGU